Caenorhabditis angaria is the source of this 3347-nucleotide messenger RNA. The record is from the annotation of a GenBank genome assembly. Lineage: Eukaryota; Metazoa; Nematoda; Chromadorea; Rhabditida; Rhabditidae.
AUGGAUCUCAUAAAUUUUGGAGAAAUCGGAGAUCAGGUAUGUUUUUAGGCUUGAAAUUCGUCAUUUUGUUAUUCAAAAAUUAAGUUAGAAAUUGUUUCUUCGCGAGAGAAGGAAAUUAGAAAAAAAGUUUCGCAAUCUAGUUUGUUUUUUAUUCGCUAAAUGAAUGAGUCAACUUUAUUUGAAACACACAGUGAUUUAUGGGUGAGUAUAAAAUAUUUCCUACGUUUGAAAUUUAGAAUACAACACUUUAAGAGGCCAUAAAUUAUAUAAUUGAAAAGUUGAAUUCAAUCGGUUCUGAGAUUUAGUUGCAAAAAUACUAUUUUUGAUUAUCAUACGGAAUUCAUUCAUGAAAAACUGUUGUGAAGUUCUAAUUAAACUUUUUAUUGAAAACUCUAUCUUGUUAAAAAAUUCAACUGUGAAGCUUUGUUCUGAAGAUCGAUAUCAUGCAUUUUCAAUAUCAAAAUAGCAUAGUAAAUUUUGUUCAGUGAAGAAAAUGAAAUCAGAAGCAGAUUCGUGAGGCUUCAUUUUAAGAAGCCACUCUCAAAACAAUGGGACUUUAUGGCGAGGGGAUCAAUAUUUCAUAUUCCACAAAGAAAGGUCCUACAUCGAUUUAUUCCGUCAAAAACGAUCCUAAUGUUAGUACUGAUUUUUGAACACAACCAACAAGCUAAAUUACCAAGAGGGCGACACCGGAAAUUUGAACUUUGACUCGAAGAAAACUAGAAAAACCUUCUUUGAUCUCACAUCAAUGAAUUUCUCGACCAAUGAAACAUUGGAGUUUCCAAACUCAUAGAUCUUGCAAAAAAAAUCUUGAUGAAAAACGCUGCAAAAUUAUUAAAAUAUUGCAAUUGCAAGCUCAUUUACUCAACUAGAAUGCAAUAAUCUUACAUUUCCAAUUUGGUAUUUUAUUUCAUUUCAAUUCAAAUAUAUAUAAAUUUCUCCUUUGCCUUCAUCAUCAUACAAAACGCAAUAAAAUGUGGAGAAAAGGGCGUGUGUUCACCCAGUAUGUCAACAAACCUAACAUCGCAAAAAAGCCCUUUCUCUGACAAAACCCUUUUUUCGUUUUUUCGUCGUUUUUUUUCUGGUUUCCCAAGUACCCUCUUUACAGAUGACGUUUUUAUCCAAAUAAUAUCAGUUUCAAAUAUAUAUAUAUGAGCCGCUCAUUUGUUUCUCCAUUUCAAGAAUACUUAUCCAACCGACCUCCUUCAUUUUAUUCCAUUUCAAUUUCUUCUCUCAUUUAUUCCUCAAUUGUAGGAAUUUAUUUUUAUUCUUGAUUUUAUUUUUCUUUGCAAUUGCUGACGUCUUCCUUCCUCAAAGUCAAGAAAAUGCUAAUAUUUUAUUAUUCAUGAAGAUCUUUUACAUCUUUUAAACGUGGGAGGACUCCAAUUUCACUUGAACUUAAUAGAAGUUUUCCUAUAUUCUCAUAUAAGUUUUAUUCUGUCUCUGUGGUUUUACAUAUGGUUUCGUUUAUACACAUGUCAUUCAUUGAUCAGUUUUUAUAUACAUCCGGUCUAGUUAACUAUUGUUUUUUUUGUUGCUGUUUCUGUAUCUUCAAAAGUUUACUCAUUUUCUUACUCAUUCUUUUGAAUACUAUUUUUUUCUUAAGGAGGACACCGAACUCCCAUAAUCAUAAAUAAAAAAAAAGGAUUAUAGUUUUUUUUCAAAAAAAAAUUGUUACUGCAGACGCAUAUUUUUUUCCAAAAUGUUCAAUAUUGUGUUUUUUGCAGGUUCAACAUUAUCUCAACAUGGAAGCCUUUUGCAACGUCGAUAAUAGUUCGCAUUUCACAACAGAAAUGAAAUAUGAACUUGAACAUAUCAAAAACUUUUUCACCUAUGCUCAAGUUAUAUUCUGUUUCAUCGGUGUUUUUGGAAAUAUCUUGAAUUUGCGAACACUUCAAAGUCCAAGUCUUCAAACAGUUCCAUUUAUGUAUAUUCGAGCAAUGGCUGUUUUUGACUUGGUAACUUAAAAAAGAGUUGUUUUAUAUUGUAAUAUUUGAUUUUUAGAUUGCUCUAUCCUUGAUAAUGUUUCAUUUUGCGAUAAUGGAUUUUAAGAAAAAUAUAUUCAUUAUGAUAUAUACUACAUAUAUCGAUGCUCCGGUGAUCAACACAUUUUUAAUUGCUGGUUUAUACAGUGCACUUCUACUCACAAUUGAAAGAUAUAUACUUAUUGCUUAUCCUCACACUUGCCAAUCUGAAAAUCCUCGUCGAUGUGCAAAACGUAGAAUUGGGAUGAUGCUGUUUGUUUCAGCAGUUAUUCAUUUUCCAAUGGUUUUUCAACGAACAAUGAGGCAAGAUGAAAAUGGCGAAUAUAGUAUGACGAAUAAUGUGGAACUACUUUGCAAGUCAGUUUUUUUUCAAUUGAACAAUUCAAAAACUAUAUUUUUCCAGAGAACCAAAUUGGAGCAUUUAUAGUUGGUACAAACUUGGUCGAGAGUGUCUUCGCUUUUUCUUUGUUAUCUUGAUGACAGUUUUGAAUUUGAUUAUUGCCAGACAAUUGCAAUUGACAAAAAUGAGACGACGAAGACUAGUUCGAAGAAAUACACCACCAAAAGGCGAGAUUUCAGAAGGAGAACAAGAACAUGUUAAGUGAGUGGAAAAAUUCGAAUUGAAAUCCGAAAUCUUCGAUUGUUUCAGGAAAGAAGAGUCAACUCUUAUGAAAAGUUUCACCGAGAAAAAAUUGACAGCAUUGAUGAUCUCAAUUUGUUUCAUUUUUAUUUUGGGAAAUGUACCACAAAUGAUUGUUAUGGUUUUGCAAAACGAAGCAAUGGAAAAUGUUUUUGGAUUCCAGGUAGAAAACACAUUUUUACUUGCAAUCAAACAUCAUUUUAAGGUUUAUCGAUAUUGUUCAAACAUGUUGGAAGUUAUGAAUCAUUGUCUGAACUUUUAUGUGUUUUGUAUGGCGAGCAGUGAAUAUACUCGUGCAUUCCUCCUGAAUUGCAUGUGUCUUCGUAGAAUUCUACUUCGUUUCCCAUCAAUCGCAAAAUUUCUUUCAAAUCGAAGAUCCAGUAGUGUUCUAGCAACAAGUUCAGGCGGUUUUGGAAUGGCAAACAAGGAAUAUUUGAGUAUGGAAUCAAUUGGAGCAGAAGCAAGAGAAUGGGUUGUUGAUUCCAGUAUGUGACUAGAACUCCAGAAAGUGUAUCUUUAAAAUACAACAAAUAAUAAUUUAAGGUUCAAGUCCGUAUGCACAAGCUGAUACGAGACUCAAAAGUAUUCUUGUAACACCAAGUGGAAGUAGCAGUGAACAACAACAAGAAAAUCGACAGAAAAAAUCUUUGACAAUUGUCAAUCAUCACACUGAUGUUACGGAUCUCGAUCAAGAGGAUGAAGAUGAAAUUGAUGAAUUAUAA